Messenger RNA from Larimichthys crocea (large yellow croaker), 6449 nucleotides. RefSeq names its product c-abl oncogene 2, non-receptor tyrosine kinase (gene abl2). Bases 604 to 4260 code for a protein of 1218 amino acids. The record is from RefSeq and is a predicted model, not a curated record. Gene Ontology annotation, molecular function: non-membrane spanning protein tyrosine kinase activity; ATP binding; protein binding. Lineage: Eukaryota; Metazoa; Chordata; Actinopteri; Sciaenidae. The transcript has 11 exons. Gene Ontology annotation, biological process: protein phosphorylation.
CUGAUGGAGCUGGUGUUUUUUUUUUUAAGCUUUGCUGCAUUUCCAGCACUCUGGACUCAGAUGGCACCAUUUCAGCCCGUUGGAACCGGUUUUGGGGGAUUGUCGGGACCCGGUUGGUGUCGGUGCUGGAGAGGUGGAGGAUCACGGUGACAGGGGAUCGAACCCCCCGCCUUGUGCAACACAUCUUCUAUUCUGCGGUAAAGAUGGCGGCGUCAGAGGGGGCGCGUAGCGGCCGGACAACGGCAAAACGAUCCUGAAAAAAGCUCCCGAUUUGACCGAUUCCCGCUCGUUGGGUACCGUCAAUAUCUGCUCGGAUACCAUCUGGAUCGCCGGGAUAGAGACAAUCGCUGUCACACGCCGGGGUUGCGAUUUUAUUGUUAAAGGCAGGGUGGGUGGGUUUCUCUGAUAGCUGCUAACGUUAGGCUAACAGGCUAACCGAGCGAGCUAGUCAGCGUUAGCUCGGUGAAGAAGAGCGGGGAGGGGAUUGAGGAAGACUAUUCGGGCCAGGCCGCUCCAGCUUUUGGGGGGGGGAAUGUGAACACAGAGGUACGCAAGGGGGGUUUGCUCGCUUCGUCCCACACGUCCUUACGCCAAACAACCGGGAUGGGACAGCAGGUAGGCCGCGUCGGUGAGGGCACAUCGACCGGACUCCAGCCACCACAGCCCCACGCGUCCCAACCGCACCAAGGGAAGGGGAACCGGGGGAGCGGCGCCGGGAGGAGACCCCGAGAACCCGGCAGUAGCACCGGGACACCGCCGGGCAGGGCUGCUGCAGCCAACGUGCCUGACCCAGGGAUCAAUAUAUUCACGCAGCAUUCAGAAGCUCUCCACCGGCCGUUCGGCCUGGACUCAGCGGCGUUGACGGAGGCGGUGCGCUGGAGCUCCAAGGAGAACCUGCUGGGGGCGGCCGAGAGCGACCCUAACCUCUUUGUUGCACUUUAUGACUUUGUCGCCAGCGGAGACAACACUCUCAGCAUCACUAAAGGUGAGAAGCUGCGAGUGCUGGGCUACAACCAGAAUGGAGAAUGGAGUGAAGUGCGCUCAAAGAACGGCCAGGGUUGGGUGCCCUCCAACUACAUCACACCAGUCAACAGUCUGGAGAAGCAUAGCUGGUACCAUGGACCAGUCUCACGCAGCGCUGCAGAGUACCUGCUCUCAUCCCUCAUCAACGGCAGUUUCCUAGUCAGAGAAAGCGAGAGCAGCCCCGGACAGCUGUCAAUUUCUCUGCGCUAUGAGGGGAGAGUCUACCACUAUCGGAUUAACACAGCCUCUGAUGGAAAGGUGUACGUGACAUCUGAGAGCCGUUUUGCCACCCUGGCCGAGCUGGUCCACCACCACUCCACUGUAGCCGAUGGCCUGGUCACCACCCUGCACUACCCAGCGCCCAAAUGUAACAAACCCACAGUGUACGGUGUGUCACCCAUCCAUGACAAGUGGGAGAUGGAGCGCACAGACAUCACCAUGAAGCACAAGCUAGGUGGAGGCCAGUAUGGAGAGGUGUAUGUGGGAGUUUGGAAAAAGUACAACCUCACAGUGGCUGUCAAAACACUCAAGGAGGACACCAUGGAAGUUGAAGAAUUUCUGAAAGAAGCAGCAGUCAUGAAGGAGGUUAAACACCCAAACCUCGUUCAGCUACUAGGUGUGUGCACGCUGGAGCCUCCGUUCUACAUCGUCACAGAGUAUAUGCCACACGGGAACCUGCUGGACUACUUGAGAGAUUGUGACAAGGAGGAGGUGAAUGCUGUGGUGCUGCUGUACAUGGCCACACAGAUCUCCUCUGCCAUGGAAUACCUGGAGAAAAAGAACUUCAUACACAGGGAUCUUGCAGCGAGGAACUGCCUAGUCGGGGAGAAUCAUGUUGUGAAGGUUGCAGACUUUGGGCUGAGCAGGUUGAUGACCGGUGACACUUACACUGCCCAUGCUGGGGCCAAGUUCCCCAUCAAGUGGACUGCACCAGAGAGCCUUGCGUACAACACCUUCUCCAUCAAGUCGGAUGUCUGGGCCUUUGGAGUGCUGCUAUGGGAAAUCGCCACCUAUGGCAUGUCUCCAUAUCCUGGCAUCGAUCUGUCUCAGGUCUAUGACCUCCUGGAGAAAGGUUACCGUAUGGAACAGCCAGAGGGAUGCCCACCCAAAGUUUAUGAACUCAUGAGAGCAUGCUGGCAGUGGAGCCCAUUGGAUCGGCCUUCGUUUGCAGAGAUCCACCAAGCCUUUGAAACAAUGUUCCAUGACUCCAGCAUCUCUGAAGAGGUAGCAGAGGAGCUAUGUAAGACCGCGUCCUCUGGUCACUGCGGACCGCUACACUCUUUCAGUCACGACAUGCCCCUGUUGCCUUCCAAAUCUCGCACACUCCACAAGCACACAGAAAACAAAGAAAACAUAGAGGGUGGACUCGACGGACGACCUGAUCACGGCACUCACAGUCAUUCAGGCUGGGCUUCCUCUUUGUUUGGAGGGGAUGGCCGGUCAGGCUCCCCAGCUCUACCCAGAAAACAGCAGCCACGAGAUAAAUCUCCUGCCAACCUUUUAGAGGAUGCACAGGAUAUGGGCACAUUUACACGAGACCGCAAGACUGGCUUCUUUAGCUCCUUCAUAAGGAAGAAACCUCCCUCUUCUACUUCCUCACCAUCCUCUCAGCUCCAACACAACCUCCCGACGCCACCCAAGAGGAGCAGUUCUUUCCGCGAGAUGGAAACGCAGCCUCACAAGAAAUACGAGCCUACGGCUGAUUUCAGCGCUCCUCCUCCCCUACCCCAGUCGGACAGUCUCGGCGGCUUCUCUGCCUCUCCCUCUCACUCCCAUGGGGAACCCACCCAGGGUCAGUCACGGUGUUGUGGGGCUGCUUUUGGCCAGAAACCCUCUAGCGGGGGCCUCGGUUCACAGGUGACAAGCGGCAGCAGUUGGAGUGGGUUAGCUGGUUUUUUCACCCCUAGACUCAUUAAAAAGACCCUGGGGCUACGGACAGGAAAGACAACCUCUUCAGAGGAUGGUGGAAGUAUAGCUGGAGGGUCUAAACCCUUCCCUAGGUCCAAUUCUACCUCCUCAAUGUCUGCUGGGCUGCCAGACCUGGAGCGCAUGGCUCUGACUUUACCCAGGAACCGUAGUGCUAAACCCCCUUUAGAGAGGACUGCCUCUACAACCUCCCAGCCAGAGAACGGGGCCGCACGGCCCUCAGAAACUCUGCUGAGGAGGAUGGAUGAGGGGACUGCACAGAUCAGGGAAAGACCCAAAGCCAAGCUACUUCCCCGGGGCUCUGCUGUAGGGGUGAGGGCACCAGGGGUCGGGGGGGAGGUGGGGGAAUCGGACAGUCUGUCUCGGGUCAGGGAGAGUAGAGAGGAGAGUGGGGGAGGGCUAGACAGACAGCAGAGUUGGUCAUCUCCUUCUAAGACCUCUAGUUCCAGUGCUUCAUCAGCUGCAGCAGGUGCACCGACUCACAACCACAAAGUUCCAGUCCUGAUCUCCCCGACGCUGAAGCACAGCCCAGCUGACGUGCACCUGGUCGGGCUGGACUCUCAGGGGAACCGCUUCAAACUGCUGUCUGAACACCAAGCAGACCGGGACAGACCGCGACUUGUAAAACCCAAGUGCGCUCCUCCUCCCCCUCCCACUCUGCGCAGCCUGCAGCACUCCUACAGCGGCGACGGGGAGGAGCAGGUAGGAGUAGCACCUGUGGAGGUGAACGGAGACACAUUAAAAGGUCACAGGUCAGGGCGAACAUCAGGAGGAGCAACGACGGGCAGACCGUCAGUGCCACCACCACAAGUGCCUCCUGCGUCUUCUUCCUUCUUCUCCUCGUCUUGCUCUGCCACCACCAACACGACUCCCACCAAAAUGGCCAACGGAGCCACCACCACUGCCUCCUCCACACACACAGCACCGUCUGCCGGUUCCAAAGUGGCACUCCGGCGGAUCAGGCAGCAAGCGGAGAGGGUGCCUCUGGAGCGGGUGAGCCGCGAGGCCCUGCUGGAGUGUGCUGAGUGCCUGAGCAGCGCCCUCCACGCCAGCUCCGAAAGCCCCGCCAGCAGCCAGGUGUUGGAUGCUGGCCACCAGCUGCUAGACUACUGCUCAGGUUAUGUGGACUGCAUCCCUCAGAUGAGGAACAAAUUUGCCUUCCGAGAGGCAGUGGGGAAGCUGGAGCUCAGCCUGCAGGAACUGAGGGCCUCGUCCUCAGGAGGCGGAGGGCUGAGCAGUGUGGGGCCCAACACUGUACUGGACAACCUGCACAGCUGUAUUAAAGAGAUUAGUGACGUAGUACAGAGGUAGCCACUGUGACACCAACUGUCACCUCUAACUACCAGACAGAUCGCUUAUAUUCCCUUUUUUUACGUUUCUGGUUCUAUUGACAGCUUUUUGGGGGACGAAAUGAGAAAAAAAUCUCAGAGUACCUCAGAGAAAUCACUACAAAAAUGUAAUCUUUUUAUUGUUUACAACAACCGUUUCAUAAAAUGCCAGUGUUGACACUAAUUUUGCUCUGAUCUGUACAUAUUGAGAAAUGUUUAUACCAAACUAAAUGUGGUUUAAGUCACACCAUGAAAUGUUUAGCCCCACGUCUCCACCAGGCCUCGACAAAGGCCUCUUUGUUCAAUGAAUGUCGAGUGUAUCAGCUGUGUGUAGCCAGCCCAGAGAGUAGGUCUAAGCUCACUCUGAUAUCUGUCAGUCUGUCACAUACUGAGAGAGAAUGAUGGUGGUUGUUCCCGGCCUUACUGAGAACGCCAGACAACUCAACUCUUUUCACAGAGUAAGCUCAAGCAGUGUUUCACAAAUGCGUGAAUCGUGAAUCAUCGGUUGGGAGUAUUUUGCUCAGCGUCUGGGGAACUGAGUGACCAUAAGCCAUUUUAUUUAAAGCCAUUGUUUUCUAAAGAAUUCAACAUCAGGAUUUAACAGGGUUUUGGGGGUCUCAAUUUAACACUUUUAUGUGCAGAUGUUUUUGUUUUCUUCUUCUAAUAUCAUUUCAUAGACUGCAACUGACAGUCAGUACUUUAAGGUAGACGGACAAAUGUGAUAAAAUUAUAAAUCUCCCCCCAAAACUGCUUUUGUUGGUAUCAGAUUAAAGCCUUGUUUUUGAAUAGAGAAUAAUCACCUGCUUUUUAACGCUGACAUUCCCGUGUGUCCACACAAGGUGCGACCAUUGAGAAAAAAAGACUGAAGGGAUCACGUACAUCAUCGAAAGCUGUGUGCAUUUGACGAGCGUGUAAAUAAGCUGAAAUGAGACGUCAGGUUUACGUUUCAGUAAUACCAAAUACAGGCUUAUCAAAUCUAUAGAAGAAAAAGAAAAGAUUGAUAUGAAUCUAUUUUAUUUAGUCCCCACAAUACUAAAACAUAACAAAUGAACGUGGGGCGUCUUAUCAUAUGCACAGCGUUUGUCUUCGCUUCAGUGAUGUGACCAAUGUUCACACGUUAACACAGUGCCACAGAUAUAUGGGGGGGGGGGGGAUCCCCAGUUCCCUAAAGCAUUUCAAUAUUUAUGACCAGUUAUCCUUGCACACUACAUUUCUUCCUUGUAUGAUGGAGCAUAAAAAGAGUAGAGUGAGGAGAGAGGGAGAGCACAGGGUAGCGCAUGAGGAGGUGAAGUGGGACAGUAUUUCUAUAAAUGUCCUGAGUAUGGACAGUGCUGGAUUCCCUGUAGCCUUGUCGUGGCCUCAGUGCCUCAAAUUCUUCAAUGUAUGAACACUGCGAAACGCAGAGACCUACUUCACACUAAUCACACAGUACUGAUCUCUCAACAAACAAACUGCAGUAUGUCUUCAGCACAUGAGCGAUUUGUACAUUAUUUGGUUCAAAGAAAAAAUGCUUUUUAGAAUGUCUAUGUAUGAACUUGAAUUUUAAAUUAUUCCUGUUUUUUUUUUUUUUUUUUUUUUUUUAUUAAAAGCACAGACCUAUUUUGAGAGAAAAAAGUUAUGUAAAUAUUUGAUUUAUUUCAUAUCCAGGAAACAAAAGAUUUAUGUGUGGUUACAGCAUAAAGAGCAAUGUUUUUGGACUGUAGAGAUGUAUUGCAAGCCUGAGGCGCAUCCACCCAGAUCUGAAUAUCUGCUUUAUGAAUGUAUUAUUCUUCCGUUCUGAAUCCGGUCGAAUGUUCAUCUGCAUGACUCUUUAAUCUCUUACGGUGCCAUUCUUUCUUUUUUUAAUUUAUUGUAAUAGUUUUAUUGGCCCAUACUUUUGGAAUUUUGGUCACACUAAAGAAUUCAAAAUCCAGAAACAGCUGCUCUGUUUUUUUGAGCACAAACAAAACUGUGUACAGCACACACACACACUCAACUCACAGAUGUCUUUAUUUUCUUUGCUUUGGCUCACAUCUUAAUGUACACUGGAUAAGGCCUCAGACACAUUGGUUCACUGACACAUGUUGCAUACUAAUACUACAAAAUCGAAUCUGUAAACACUGCAGGUCCAUAACACUUUCAAAAUGCCUGUUAAUGACACUUGAUGGAUUGCCAAGUAAAAGUUUUUAUCAA